CAUCGAGUCGAAACGUCAGUUCAGUCGCAUGCAAUCGCAAAAAGUGACAUAAACAUCUCGCGAAAGGAGCAGUGUACAGAAGGAUCACGGAUAUCUGAAUCUACAACGGAAUUAGCGCAAAAAUGUUCCGGAACACUCUCCGCAGUGGACCUCACAUGCGAGCCCUGCUUUUCGGGGCCACCAAAGUUACAUCCCAUGCUCCAAUCGCUACCCUCUCGAAAGCCGCAACUCCCAGGAUUUUAACCAACACACAUCCGGCAUUAGCUUCAAACCAUGUCCGGACGAUGUUUAUCCAAACGCAGGACACACCCAAUCCGGACAGUUUGAAGUUCCUGCCGGGUGUGGCCGUUUUGGAGAAAGGACAAACGAUGGAUUUCCCCACGCAGGCUGCGGCUUUGUGUAGCCCUCUGGCCAAGCUUCUGUUCCGCAUCGAAGGCGUCCGAUCGGUAUUCUUCGGGGCGGACUUUGUGACCAUCUCCAAGCACGAGGAGGCCGAGUGGCGCCUAAUCAAGCCGGAGGUUUUUGCUGUGAUAAUGGACUUCUUCGCUUCUGGAUUACCGGUGGUGACCGAUGCCAAACCUAUGGGGGACACGCAGAUCAACGAGGACGACGACGAAACGGUUCAGAUGAUCAAGGAACUGCUGGAUUCGAAGAUCCGGCCAACGGUGCAGGAGGACGGAGGGGACAUUAUCUUCAUGGCGUUCGAGGACGGAGUGGUGAAGCUGAAGAUGCAGGGCAGCUGUUCGUCGUGUCCGAGUUCGAUCGUGACGCUGAAGAACGGCGUCCAGAACAUGCUGCAGUUCUACAUCCCGGAGGUGGUCGCCGUCGAGCAGGUGUUCGACAAGGUGGACGAAGUGACCGAGACGGAGUUUGAGAAGUUCGAGAAGCAGAUUAAGCAGAAGAAGGACAAGUAGGGUGGACAUAGUUGGGGAAUGAAGUUAAUGUACAUUGGGGAGGGACUGCUAGUGCUAAGUAGGAUUCUAUUGAUUAUGAUUAUUUGAGAAUAAAUAGGCUUUCGAAGCAUUAACCACUGAA
Messenger RNA from Aedes aegypti (yellow fever mosquito), 1035 nucleotides. RefSeq names its product NFU1 iron-sulfur cluster scaffold homolog, mitochondrial. Bases 123 to 914 code for a protein of 263 amino acids. The record is from RefSeq and is a predicted model, not a curated record. Gene Ontology annotation, cellular component: mitochondrion. Lineage: Eukaryota; Metazoa; Arthropoda; Insecta; Diptera; Culicidae. The transcript is spliced from 2 exons. Gene Ontology annotation, molecular function: iron ion binding; iron-sulfur cluster binding. Gene Ontology annotation, biological process: iron-sulfur cluster assembly.